Messenger RNA from Leptonychotes weddellii (Weddell seal), 5075 nucleotides. The record is from RefSeq and is a predicted model, not a curated record. NCBI's taxonomy places the organism in Eukaryota, Metazoa, Chordata, Mammalia, Carnivora, Phocidae.
UCUGAUCAUAUAUAAUUCUGCCAUGAUCUAGUAUAUCUGAUUUUGAUGCAUUUUCCUCUCUCUCCUUUACUUGAUUUCAGAUGUGCUGUGUUUUGGAGGAGAUAUCCUAAAUAUCACAGGGAAUGUGCUUCUGGCACUCUGGACAGUGAAACAGAAUCAACUCAGUGACAUCAUUACCCUGGUGGCAAAAUGCAGUCUGGAGAUACAGGAGAAAUUUGGGAUCUACCAUACCAGAGAAGGCCAGGACCUGCAGCUAAAGAUAGGUCUGUCUGCAGGUCGGAUUUCCCAGGUUAUUGUUGGAGAUGAGCAGCGACAGUACCUCUUGGUGAUUGGGCGGAAUGUGGAUGAUGUCCAGGUAGCUCAGCGUUUGGCUCAGGCAAAUGAGAUUGUCUUGUCCUGGAACUGCUGGAAGCUUUGUGAGCAGUACAUGUUUGAAGUGGAAAUCAUGAGGGAGGAUGAAGCUGUGAAGUUAAGAGAUAUGCGGAUCAUUGACCCAUUUGAUUUUGAUGAGCAUUUUGACAAGUGCCUUGAUUACCUGCCACAUUACCGGACAAGUGCUGAUACUCUAAGAACUGCCCUGGAGUUGGAUCCAGACUCUACGCUUGAACAAACCCUGCGGAAGCACAUAAUGAAAAACCUCUUGAAGAAGAUUGAUGAAGGGCAGCCUAUGGAGUAUAUAUCCGAAUUCCGUACCGUGACUAUGGUUUUGGUCAGCCUAGAGUUCCACAAGACAGCAUGGAUGUCUCAUUUGUGUCAUCUUAUCCAGGAGGCUGCCCUGUACAUCUCCACAGUCAUAGAGAAAGGGGGUGGCCAGCUAAGCCGGAUCUUUAUGUUUGAGAAAAGCUGCAUGUUCCUCUGUGUUUUUGGCCUUCCCGGGGAUAAGAAGCCAGAUGAGUGUGCACAUGCCCUGGAGAGCUCCUUCAGCAUCUUCAGCUUCUGCUGGGAGAAUCUUGCUGAGACCAAGCUUGUUUCCAUCAGUAUUACCAAUGGACCAGUAUUCUGUGGCGUGAUUGGGGCAGUAGCGAGACAUGAAUAUACAGUUAUUGGCCCAAAGGUGAGCCUUGUGGCCAGAAUGAUAACUGCUUAUCCAGGUUUGGUGUCCUGUGAUGAGGUAACAUAUCUAAGAUCCAUGCUACCUGCUUACAACUUCAAGAAACUCCCAGAGAAGAUGAUGAAAAAUAUCUCCAACCCAGGGAAGAUGUAUGAAUACCUUGGCCAUAGGAGAUGUAUAAUGUUUGGGAGGAGACAUUUGGCCAGAGAGAGAAAUAAAAAUCACCCUUUGUUAGACCGGGAGAAAGAAUUAGAAGCCUUCCAAAUGGCACAGCGGGAAUGUUUGCACCAGAAGAAGGGACAAGCAGUUUUGUAUGAAGGUGGAAAAGGCUAUGGAAAAAGUCAGCUGUUGGCUGAAAUAAACUUCCUAGCCCAAAAGGAAGGACACAGGGUGUUACCAUUGAAGCUGAAGGAAGCAGAUUUCAAGCAGUGCUUCUAUGCCAUCCAGACCCUCAUGGCCAUCUUCUUUGAGAUUGAUGCAUGUCCAGCCUAUUACCGGCAAGAGUGCCUACACAAACAGCUCCGUGGGAUGGUGGAGGAACCUCUUCACUGCCUUUUUAAUGACCUCUUCUUUGUGAAGUUUCCCUUGUCCUUCAAAGUUUCGCACAUGGAUGACCUGACCAGACAAAAGAAGGUUAAGGCAUGUUUUUUUCAAGUGCUUCAGGAGGCAGUGAGGGAAACACCACUGAUUUUCCUCAUUGACGAAGCCCAAUAUAUGGAUGCAGCUUCCUGGGAAUUUUUGGAAACAUUACUCUCCACUGUGCCCAUCAUCAUGGUGAUGACAUUGACCUCUACCUUCACCCUGUGUGGCUGUGCCCAGCACUUCCUGCAGAGCUCCCAGGCUGUCCUUGUGCCCAUUUUGAAGUUGGCAACAACCUCACUGUUGCGAAUGGCAUGUUGGGAACUGGGGGUGGUGAGCAUCCCCCAAGAGCUGCAGAUCUACCUUCUCCACAGGUGCUUUGGAAACCCCCUCUACUGUGAGGUCUUAUGCCAGGACCUUCUCUCCAAAGAUGUAUUGCUCUUUCACGACCUCCAAAAGGAGGAGAAGAACAGCAAGUGGGAGACACUCUCAGCCAAUGCAAUGAAAUCUACAAUAUAUGGUAUACUUCCUGCUGGCUCUGAAGAAGACCAGGAACUUUAUAUCUGCACAGUCAAGGAUGAUGUGAACUUGGAUACUGUGCUUCUCCCACCAUUAUUAAAAGAAAUAGCAGUAAACCAGUUGGAUCAAUUGAGCCUAGAGGAGCAGUUGCUGGUUAAGUGUGCUGCAGUCAUUGGUCACUCCUUCCACAUAGAUCUCCUGCAGCACCUCCUGCCUGGCUGGAAUAAAAACAAGCUACUUCAGGUGCUGAGGGCUCUUGUGGAUAUACAUGUGCUCUGCUGGUUCAGCAAGAGUCAAGAGCUUCCUGCCGAGUCAAUAUUAGUGCCUUCCUCUAUCAAGAUUAUUGAACAAACCAAAGAGCAGAAGAAGAAAAAGCCAGAUGCUGACUCUCCUCUCAGUCUGCAAGAGGAAUUAUCUCUACCUCAAACAGAGAUGCUAGAAUUUGGAGUGCCACUAUUACGGGAAGCUGCUUGGGAGCUGUGGCCCAAGGCACAGCAGAUAGCCCUGCACCUUGAAUGUGCCUGCUUUCUCCAAGAUUUGGCCUGCCGCUGUCAGAGCUGUCAUGGGGGGGACUUUGUCCCCUUCCACCGUUUUGCCAUCUGUUCUGCUAAGAGCUGCAGUGGGAUCUCCCGGUUCUAUAGUUACAAAGAUACUGGCUCAGUACUAACACAAGUGAUCACAGACAAAUUGCAGCUGCCUUCUCCCCAAGAUAGUUUUCAGUUCCAGACAAAACCAUUCAGAAGUCAGGAGGCCUUCACAAGUGAACACUGCAGAACAGAGGAAGAGUUCCUGGAUCAGGUGAACAGGAAGCUGGCUCAGACCAGCCCCGAGAAAGACAUGUUGACCACAAAGCCCUGUCACUGUGAGGAAAUCCUGCAGUUAGUGCUCUCACCCCUCACCCAGCACUGUCUGGUCAUCGGAGAAACCACAUGUGCAUUUUAUUACCUGCUGGAGGCUGCUGCAGCCUCCUUGGACCUGUCAGAUAAUUACAUGGCCUUCUUUUAUUUGAGGAAGGCAAGCAGUCUUCUGGGCCAGCCCUCAGCAUUCUCAUUUUUGAAAAAGCACAAAGUGAAGAUCUGUCAGUUUGAGGAAGCCAUUUUCUGCUGUCUUCGGUCAGAGGUCUGUUUCAACAUGGGACAGAUCACGUUGGCCAAAAAAUUGGCCAGGCAAGCCCUUCGACUGCUGAAAAGGAAUUUCCCUUGGACCUGGUUUGGUGUCUUUUUCCAAACAUUCCUGGAAAAAUAUUGGCAUUCCUGUUCCCUAAGCCAACCUCCAAACAACCCUAGUGAGAACAGUAAGAAGAAGCUGGCAGUCCUGCAGCAGCGGGUCCAUUGCCUCUCCCUGCUCUGGCAGCUCUAUAACCUGGACAACACAGCCAGCAGCCGCAGGUUUGCCUGCCUCGCCACUCUCAUGCAGAAGAAUUCUGCUGAGGAGUUUGCAAAUGAAGCCCAGGAGCAAGGGAGCUACCAAUGGGGACUGGGAACAGGAGCCCGAGAAAGCCGGACAGUGUGUGAAGCUGGAAGUGGUGAGAGGGUGACCAACUGUCCCGUCUGCCUGGUGCUGUGAGUUUUCCUGGGGACACGAGACUUUUGGUGCUACACUGGCAAAGUGUUGGGCAAACUGGACAGGUGGGUAAGCCUCGUGGGUGACAUGAAAGUGCUUAUGUCUGUCCUGCCAAUAUGUAUCAGGUUUUCUUCGAUUUCCUUACGAGAAAGCUAUUACACUAAUGGGCCGUGAAGAGGAGACCUGUCCUCAAUAUGUAACCAAGUGUCUAAAACAGGUACAGUCCACACCUUUGCAGGACAGAGGUGACCAGGCCUCAGGGAGGUGUCAGACUGUGGGCAUUAGAGAAGAGGAAGGAAGCCAGUGUUCAUCUGGGACCUGCUCUGCACCAAACAUCUGGCCUGGGACUUUCACUAAUGGUAUUUCUUUCAACCCCACAAAACCCCAGCAAAAACAGGGUUGAUUUGUUUGUUUGUUUUGUUUUUUAAUAGGUGAGGUUCAGAGGGGUUAAGGAACUUGCUUCAGGUUUCUGCGUAGGAGGCAAAUUUGGAGCUAAAUUACCUGACCCCCUUCAGUCCCGUGUGCGCCCCAGAGAGUCCAAGGCAGGGGAUCCCAGCGGCAAUCCAAACCCUGAGGGGACGUCAAAAUGUGGCAGAAGAAGAAAGACAAAAGGCCAAGCUCUCAAGAUCAGGCGAGCAGCAGGCACUCUCCAGUGACGCACACAGGGGACCAUCCCCUGCCAUCUUGUCGGCCUUGGUGCUAGCAGGUGGACAGGCUCACUCCUGGCUGCUAGACUGUGCCUCAGGUCUGCGGGAAGGAGACGGGGCCCAGAACCUGAUGAGGAAGCUUGACGUGCCGCUGAGUCCAAGGACCUGGGACACAUAGCCUGGACCAGCGUCCCGGAGCUGGGGACAGGGCUAGCGCAACAGCCUCUGUGGGGAGUGGGCAGGGCUGGGCUGGGCUGGCUCCGGGGAGUGAUGUGUAGACGUGAGGCUGGACACGAGGGCUCCAAACCCCAGGAGCCCACGCCCAUGGUAGGGGGCAAAGCCCUGGCCACACGGGCUCCUGGGCUUCCACCUUGCCAAGGCCAAGGAUGGGAGUGCCUCAUUUCCUCCUCUUCCUGCAGGCCUCCCUGGGCAAGUCUCCAUCCCCUCCCUCUCACUCGUGGCUGCGAUGGUGUGUUGUGCUCGGGGGAGAGAUGAAGUUCCUAAGCCGCCCUGGCUGUCCCUCUGCCCCAGUCCUCGGGUCCCGAUAUCCUCGUGGUUCACUUCCUCACCUCCUCCCAGGGCUUCUCCAGCGGUUCCUUCUGAUGCCCUCUAGCAUGACAUCAUCCUGUCCCUUCUGCACUCCCAGUCUGCCUAGUCAUUUGCUCCUCAGCACUUUAUCUUUUUUUUUUAGAAUUUAUUUAUUUGUCAGAGAGAGA